GCAGACAGUGCAGUUCAGGGAAACGUCAAAACAAGUCCUCUCAGCUGGUGCAUGUUGACUUUUCCGCACAGUAAAUUUUUCGGCACCAAAAUCUAAUAUUCACCGCGAAAACACGUAAAUAAACAAAAAUGGACAAGCGGAUUAACCCGGACUUUAACGCUUCCAAGCAUGCCAGCUCAAAUUCUUUGGAUUCCGACUCAAAGUCGAGUUCGUUGAACUCGAAACAUGGGGCGGAGACGAUUAUACCGCGCGAGACUCCCUUCAUCUACUUGAAUGGCGAAAAGGAACAGGACCAGAAGAACGAUGUGACCCACAUCUGCCCUUACAGGGAGCCCGCCGUCGGGACGCUGACCAUUACAAACUAUCGCCUGUACUUCCGCUCGCACCCCACGAAUGACCGCGAUCCUCCAGUGAUCGUAGAUGUUCCCCUUGGGGUAAUAUCCCGUGUUGAGAAAAUUGGCGGGUCGACAUCCCGUGGGGAGAAUUCUUACGGCAUCGAAAUUUUCUGCAAGGACAUGCGAAACCUCCGUUUCGCUCACAAGCAACAGAAUCAUUCACGCCGGACUGUCUUUGAGAAGCUGCAAACCUACGCGUUUCCGCUCUCCUUCAACGGCAAGUUGUUCGCAUUCUCGUACGCCGAGCAAUUUCCUGAGGACGGGUGGACGGUCUAUGAACCGGUGGCGGAAUUGAGGCGAAUGGGGGUCAAUAACGACACUUGGCGCAUCACGAAAAUUAAUGAGCAAUACUUGGUUUGCGAUAGCUACCCGGCCGUCUGGGCAGUACCGAAAGCAGCGAGCGACGAUUUUCUAAAGAAAGUCUGCACGUUCAGGUCGAGGAAUCGUUUGCCAGUUUUGUCGUGGAUCCAUCCAAAGUCACAGGCUACAAUCACGCGCUGUUCGCAGCCACUUGUUGGGGUUAGCGGAAAAAGGAGUCCCGAUGACGAGUUAUAUCUGAAUUAUAUAAUGGAAGCCAAUGCACAAUCUGAUAAAUUGUCCAUAAUGGACGCUCGACCCAGUGCCAAUGCUAUAGCGAAUAAGGCGAAAGGAGGUGGAUAUGAAUCGGACGACGCCUAUAAGAACGUAGAACUGAACUUUCUUGACAUUCAUAAUAUUCACGUGAUGCGUGAGAGCUUACGAAAAUUGAAAGAAGUUUGCUAUCCAACUAUCGAUGACCAAAAGUGGCUCACAGCAGUUGAGGGGAGUUUAUGGCUCAAACAUAUUAAAUGCAUUCUCGCUGGUGCCGUACGAAUAGUCGACAAAAUUGAAACAAUGAGUACGUCUGUGGUUGUCCACUGUUCCGAUGGUUGGGAUCGUACAGCACAAUUGACUGCGCUCUCCAUGCUUUUAUUAGAUCCUUAUUACCGGACUUUGCGUGGUUUCGAAGUGCUUAUCGAGAAAGAAUGGCUCAGCUUUGGUCAUAAGUUUCAACAAAGAAUUGGUCAUGGAGACAAUAGGCAUUCGGAUGCCGAUCGUUCACCAGUAUUCCUUCAGUUCAUCGAUUGUGUAUGGCAAGUUGGACAACAGUUUCCGAACGCUUUGGAGUUCAAUGAGCAUUUCUUGAUAACAAUCCUGGACCACUUGUAUUCUUCCCGUUUCGGGACUUUCCUAUGCAAUACGGAAGCCGAGCGUGUAAAGGAGGACUUAAAGCAUAAAACGGUGUCAUUGUGGUCAUACAUCAAUUCUUCGUAUGAACUCUAUCGAAAUUCCUUAUAUGGGGCCAAUUCUUCAGGAGUGCAAACAGUUUUAAAGCCACUAGCCAGUAUGCGUAACAUUAAGUUAUGGAAGGGAUUGUACUGUAGAUGGAACCCUAGCAUGCGUCCACAAGAUUCGAUUUAUCAGAGAACGCGUGAAAUGUUGGCACUGCAAGAGCAACUUCAACGCCAAGUCAAUGAUUGUCGCAUGAAAGCGAAUUCGCGAUGUACCCAAAGCACAGGUCGUCUAGCAUCCCCUCUGCAUUGAACCGAUUGAAUUUUUAUUUAUUUAAAUUAAUGCCCUGAAGGUGGACAACAUUCAUUUUUAAUGAGAACUCGUCUGAAAGUAACGAUGCCAUGUUAUAAUAGACUUCGACAUGGUGUUUUUUUGUGUGGAGCGGAAAGCAUAAAAGGCCCCCUAAAAACAUCACUUUUGGAAAGAUUUCAAAGGAAGGAAUGCCGUCCAAGUUUGGGGCGAGAAAUAUAUCAGUUUAGUAACAUAUUUAACGUACUUUAUUGCAAUAAUUUCUAAAAUUAAGACUCUUAAUAAAAAACCGUAUAAUUAUUACAAUUCAA
Hermetia illucens (black soldier fly) is the source of this 2266-nucleotide messenger RNA. RefSeq names its product myotubularin-related protein 2 (gene mtm). The transcript has 3 exons. Lineage: Eukaryota; Metazoa; Arthropoda; Insecta; Diptera; Stratiomyidae. The coding region runs from base 129 to 1958 and encodes 609 amino acids. Gene Ontology annotation, biological process: dephosphorylation. Gene Ontology annotation, molecular function: phosphatidylinositol-3,5-bisphosphate 3-phosphatase activity. The record is from RefSeq and is a predicted model, not a curated record.